CAAUUUUGGAUGGGGCUUCGAGGCCUUCUUGCCGCCGCAGUGGCGCUGCACAUGACAUGGGCGUCGCAGUGCCCCAACGACUGCAGCGGUCACGGUCUCUGUCACUUUCAAGGUGUCUGCCAGUGCUCCCAGUCGUUCAUGGGCGCCGACUGCUCGCUGCUCAAGUGUCCGAUGGCCGCAGCGUGGGCCGACUACCCCCAGUCGUUGGAGAACGCGCACAACCUCGCCGAGUGUGCCAACCGAGGCACGUGCAACCGCGCAACGGGGCUCUGCGACUGCACUCCGGGCUUCACCGGCGCUGCUUGCGACCGCAUGGCUUGCAACUGCAACGGCCGCGGCACGUGUCUCUCGAUGAGCCAGCUUGCGAUGACCAAGGAUCCAGGUCUUGGCACCAUCUACCCGUACACGACGCCGUGGGACGCCAACAAGAUCUACGGCUGUCAGUGCGAUGCCCCAUUCACGGGCUACAGCUGCACCGAGAUGCAUUGUCCCCGCGGUGACGACCCGCUCACGGGCACGACCCAAGACCUUAACGGCGUCCAGUUCAACGAAAAGCAAGUCGUCACGUGCAUGGCCACGGGCGGGUCGUUCACGCUGGCCUUCCGAGGCUUCACCACGGCGCCAAUUCUAGUGUCCGACUCGGCUGCCAACAUGCAAGCCAAACUCUUGGCACUGCCAUCUCUCCACGGUGUCGUCGUCACGUUCUCGGGUCUGACGCCCACGGCGUGUACCGUGCUCGGACAUGCCAUCGCGAUUGAGUUCACCCAAGACUUUGGCAAUCUGCCGUCGCUCGUGGGCAAUAAUGGCGCCUUGACGCUGACGACGGUCGGCGCGUCACCCCGCCUCACGGUUGUCACGACGGUGCAUGGCACAAAGGAAGAUGCGUACUGCUCCAACCGCGGUCUCUGUGACCGGUCGACGGGCACAUGCAAUUGCUUUCCCAACUAUGUCUCGAGCGACGGCUACGGCAGCGUGGGUCGCCGCGGCGACUGCGGGGCCGUCGCAUUGGCUAUUACGAAGUGUCCCGGCAAAAACUUGGCCUGCAGUGGCCACGGAGUCUGCCAAGGGCCCCCGACGUUUUCGUGCAUUUGUGCCAGCGGGUUCCAAGGCGGCGACUGCUCCGAGCAGCAAUGUCCCAUGGGGACUUCGUGGUUUGAUGUACCGGGCAGUCCAAAUGGUGCGCACCAACUCGCCGAGUGUUCGAACGCAGGCACGUGCGACCGAACGCGGGGCGUGUGCUUGUGCGACACGCGCUUCACUGGCGCCGCGUGCAAUCGGCUCGAAUGCCCCAACGACUGCAGCGGCCAUGGCACGUGCCUCACGAUGCAAAACCUCGCGCCACUCACAAAACUCAACGGCGACCCGCGACCGGCGUUUACCUACGGAAGCGUUCCGAACAACAACCCGACGUGGGACUCCAACCAAGUGCAAGGCUGCGCCUGCAACCCUGGCUACGAAGGGUUUGACUGCUCAAAAUUGUCGUGUCCCACGGGCGACGACCCGCUGACGUAUUACGACAAGAAUGGCAUGGUCCAAGUCAACACCGUCCAGACGAUUGUGUGCACAGCAACGACGGGCACGUUUACAUUGGGCUUUCGUGGCGACUUUACCGCGCCGCUACCCUUUACGAUCACCAGUGCAACACUCGCGAGCAUCCUCAACCUCCUCCCCGCUUUUGGCCAGGUUUUCUUAUCGCAUCUUUCUUAUUCCAAUGUUGAACGAGCGCAGGUGCUCGUCUCGUACUCGGCGGGCGCCGCGGCGUGCACGAGCAACGGCGCGAAUGUGAUCUCGAUCUCGUUCCUCUCUGUGUUUGGAGCACUUCCGCCGGUACGCUACACGACGUACGGCGUGACGUCGAUUGCAGUCUACAACGAUGGUACGAUGGGGUCGGUUGUCGGCACCAAAGAAGACGCCCUGUGCUCCAACCGCGGGCUCUGCGACUAUACCAAAGGCCACUGCGUGUGUGCGACGGGCUUUACAAGCAGCGACGGCUACGGCCACGCGGGGACGCGCGGUGACUGCGGCUACAUGGAGCCUGUGUACCUCAACUCGGCGGGCGAGUACGCCAACGCCGAUUGAAUGGGCUAAACCAAUAUGACACGAAUGCAUGAUGAGA
This is a messenger RNA of Saprolegnia diclina VS20, 2116 nucleotides long. RefSeq lists its product as hypothetical. The transcript is spliced from 15 exons. The coding region runs from base 10 to 2079 and encodes 689 amino acids. The record is from RefSeq and is a predicted model, not a curated record. NCBI's taxonomy places the organism in Eukaryota, Oomycota, Saprolegniomycetes, Saprolegniales, Saprolegniaceae.